GCCCCCGACGCAAACUCGCUCUUCGCGUUCAUUUCAUUCCUCUUCUCAUUCCGAGCAUUCUUCGCAUCUCUGACAGUGCGCGAAGCGAUUCACCUACACCUUCCUGGCUGGCCCAGAAACUCACGAAAAACUUCAAUUUAUAAAAAAAACAUAUUUAGUAAAAUCCCAUCACCAAAAAGGGACAAUUUUAUAAGAAAAAUCAGUGAGCAGUUGGUGUGCACUCAUCCUGGAGUUGUCCGGGAUUUCCUCGGAGGAUUUUCGGAUCAUCACCUUGAAAACACCGCGGAAAGAACAGACUUGUUGCUUCAGUGACUUUCCUCCUUUUCGUUUUGCACAAAGUUUUGUGUCUCCCCCUAGUUUGCUCCAGGCUUAAGCUUGGAGAGCCCCACUGCCACCAUUGACCCGAGCAGUUGGAGCGGCAGCGAGAGUCCUGCCGAAGACCUGGAGAGGAUGAGCGACUCGACAGACAAGCCUGCGGACAAUGAUGCGGAGGGAGUGUGGAGCCCGGACAUAGAGCAGAGCUUCCAGGAAGCACUGGCCAUCUACCCCCCCUGUGGGCGCAGGAAGAUCAUACUGUCAGAUGAGGGCAAGAUGUAUGGCCGAAAUGAGCUGAUUGCCAGAUACAUAAAGCUGCGAACUGGGAAGACGAGGACUCGGAAACAGGUGUCUAGUCACAUACAGGUCUUAGCAAGAAAGAAAGUUCGAGAAAUCCAAGCUGCCAUUAAGGUGUCUAGUCACAUUCAGGUUCUUGCCAGAAGGAAAUCUCGUGAGUUUCAUUCCAAGCUAAAGGUUACAAGUAUGGAUCAAGCCGUGAAGGACAAAGCGCUCCAGAGCAUGGCCUCCAUGUCGUCUGCUCAGAUCGUCUCUGCUACGGCCAUUCACAACAAGCUGGGGCUGCCAGGCAUCCCUCGCCCAGCCUUCCCCGGAGCAGGGUUAUGGCAGGGCAUGAUAUCAGCUGGGCAGCCGGGAUCCUCACAGGACAUUAAACCAUUUUCACAACAAGCAUAUCCAAUCCAGCCAACAGUUACAACGGCCAUUUCAAGUUAUGAGCCCUUAGCAGCUCAGGCUCCAGCAGCACCUGCCUGGCAGGGACGUUCCAUUGGGACAUCCAAACUGCGACUGGUGGAGUUCUCUGCUUUUCUAGAACAACAGAGAGACCCAGAUUCUUACAACAAACAUCUAUUUGUACAUAUUGGUCAGACAAACCACUCUUACAGUGAUGCUCUCUUGGAGUCCGUAGACAUCCGGCAAAUUUAUGACAAAUUUCCUGAGAAAAAAGGAGGGCUAAAAGAGCUUUAUGGAAAGGGUCCUCAGAAUUCAUUUUUCCUUAUAAAAUUUUGGGCGGAUUUAAACUGCAACAUCCAGGAUGAAAAUGGAUCAUUUUAUGGUGUCACAAGUCAAUACGAAAGUUCUGAGAACAUGACGAUCACAUGUUCCACAAAAGUCUGCUCCUUCGGCAAACAGGUGGUGGAGAAAGUCGAGACUGAAUAUGCUCGCUUUGAAAAUGGCCGCUUCAUCUAUCGCAUUAGCAGAUCUCCCAUGUGUGAAUACAUGAUCAACUUCAUCCAUAAGCUCAAGCAUCUCCCGGAGAAAUACAUGAUGAACAGUGUGCUGGAGAACUUCACUAUCUUAAUGGUGGUGACAAACAGAGACACACAGGAGACGCUGCUGUGCAUGGCGUGUGUGUUUGAGGUCUCCAACAGCGAACAUGGAGCUCAGCAUCACCUUUACAGACUGGUGAGGGAGUGAGUGAGCACUCCUUCUAUAGACUUUACCCCAUUGGCAGUGCCUCGACUAAAGUCCUGCAUACAUGGCUUUUUUCGUCAUGAUUUGGGUGACAUCCAUUGCCAUUAAUUUUUUGUAUUUGACUGCAGCUGUGAAUUAAGGUACAGUUGUUUUAUGUUUUAAAAAAGGAAAUCACAUUUUGUUUGGUAUGAUUAUUGAUAAAUGUUUAUAAAUAGUAAAUGGAAAUCUAUGUGAUGUUCUCUGUUUCAUGUAUAGAAGAGAAAAAAAAAUACUGGCACUUUUUAAGUGGUCUUAAAUGUUUUUUGUAGCUCUGUUUAGCCAAUAAGUAUUGUCUAUAAACUCAAAUUCCACAGCUGUCAGUAGAUUUCCCAAAGAAAACAGAGUGCUAUUGUAACUGUAUUUAAAACCACACAAUAACAUAACAAAAAUCAGGCAGCCUUUCAGAUUUAUUUCAUAAUAUGCACUCCACGUCUUGUACACUAACUGCAAUGGACUGUGAAAUACAUUAGGUUUUAUUUGACAUACAUUUUAGGCACUUGUCAUUAUGAUAUAAGAUCUGUUAUAUUAGAAGGGAUUACUUCAACAUUUCAAACACAUGCACAAUAUUAUAUUUUUAAGUCAUAUUCUAACCUGGUUUAGGUCUUAAAAAUGCCCCUCUUAAUUUACUUUAUGAGCUAGAUCUGUUUGUCAUUGUAAAUUGAAAACAGAAAUAAAAUUAACAAUCCUCCUUAAAAUUCUAGUUUGGCAUGUACCAAAUUUUAAGUUUUUCAGGUGAAUGCUCUAACAAAAUUCUCAGUUGUGGAAAAGCGCUCACUUGGGCUUGCCUUAGUCAUGCACAUGUUUUGGACUAGUUCACGGUGCCCUGUUGACCACCUUAAACCUUGUAAAUGUGAGUGCUGUGCUCAUGUUUUUGAGUGGCCUUUGCAGCUGUAGCUGUGUGAACACCAAACCAUGCCUCUAUAAACAUGAUAGUGAUGAUAAGUGCAUUGAGAUAGAAACACAAACUUGCCAAAGGUAAAAAGUACUGUGCCUUAAAUGUACUCUACCCUUUAUUUCAUGAAUAAUGGUGUUGAAAACUAAGUCAUUGGCUGUGUAUUAUUGGCAUUUAGAUAAAUUACUGUAUGUACGGUAUUUGUAGUCCACACUUUAAUGUUGGUUUGACAUAAUACAUGAUAUGAAUAGUAUUUUAUAGACCAACCACUGUACCACCUGGUUACUGAGGACAUAUUGGCAUUUACAAGUACAAUAGACAGUCUGAGACACUCCAGUAUGUCCUCUGUGGUAGCAGAAAGUGCCUUUGGUUUGAGGACUAUCUUUAAGCUUAAAACAGAUCAUACAAAUGAACCAAAAUCACAAGUGGCAUCAGUCACCACAAUGCCUUGUUAUAUGCUGGGACAAAUAUUCAAUGUGUUACACUGAAAACAUUUACUGCACUAAUUAAUCCAGUAUGUCUCUUUGUUGUUUUUUCCAAGCUGACUCCCACCCUCCGUGCCAUAAUAGUGGUGGUUGAUAUUGAGAAAUUGGGUUAUUCUGAUGACAAUAUUCAGAUGAUAUUACAGUAAUCCCAAUGUGCCUGUAACUGUCUGGUUAGGGUUCAAGUUACACACAAAACAUGUUUGGAUUUUUUCCCCCCAAAUUGUGUUAUUGUAGACAACACAAUUUUGCAUAUCUAUCUUAACAUAACAGGAGAACAGACAUAUUUUGGCAUUUUGUCUUCAUACCCUUUGGCUACAUGACCUUAGGCAACAUAAUCCUUGAAUAAAUACUCUUGAAUGUCCAGUAUUUUAAUGUGUAAAUGUAUUUAUUGAUAGCAUAUCUUUUGUGAUAUAUCAGCGAUGCAUUCUUCUUUAACAUUUUAUGACAUUGUAACAAGUUACUUUUAGAAUGGUUCUGAAACUAUAAAUAUGUUAAAAGACACAACACAGGGAAAGUCACUGUGGACACUUGCAGGUUCAGGUGUUUAAGGGUGGUUAUAACAGACUGUAUUCCCUUUAUAUUCAGUCUGCACUGUGUUGUACUGAAACCCUAUAAAUACCAAAUCAAUAUAGACAUUAAUGUUGGGCUAAAUAAAGCCUUAAACAUUGAAACUGAUCCAUUUUAAUAUCUAAAUGUGGACGAGGCCAUUGUUUGUUUAUAAUGUGUUUGUGUUUUUAUACAAAAUAGUAUUUUCAUCAUAGAAAACCCAAAGUCAGGAGUAGUCUCUGGUGAAGUAAAAUUAAAAUGUUCUGUGUUUUACAGUGUCAUGUGAACACUGCAGGCUUUUCUUUUAUGUACCCUGUGUAUUUUUUACUUUCAUUUCUUUGUGGAAACAGUUUCUUGUUGAUGUGUUAGUGUACAGUUGUACUUGGUUUUGUGUUGUCAUUACUGUUUAUAUGUUGCAAGCCCAAUACGAUUGCAAUGCUUACACUGCUGGAACACUUAUAUCAUCAUUUCAAACACUAAAGGCCUUAAGACCCAAUCCCAAUUAUUUCGAGGAAAUUUAGAAACUUCUUCACUACCUUGAAGAUUGUAGCUAAAUGUUUAUUAGCAUAAUUAUAGUAGGGAGGAUUUGAAGUAUUUUGCAUACAGAAUUGCCCAACAUUCAUUCUAUUUUUUACUUUUUGAAUAAAGGUUCUUUGUACAAGCUUUUCUUGACACAGAAUGCAGUGGUAUCUUUUCUUAUAACACAGUAAACCAUUGAAAAGAAAGAAAAAUAAAUCUCCAAGUCAAUGUGCUGCAUUUGAUCUUGUCUCUGCUUUGUAACAUGAUACUUUAUUGAUAACGGUAAAUAUUUUGUAGCUAUAGAUCUUUGGUAUGUAUGGAAAAUUGAGGUUAAAUAAAUUGUGUAAAUUGGGGGAAAA
This is a messenger RNA of Periophthalmus magnuspinnatus, 4586 nucleotides long. It is a transcript of the gene tead1b, whose product is annotated as TEA domain family member 1b. Gene Ontology annotation, biological process: regulation of transcription by RNA polymerase II; embryonic organ development; hippo signaling. The transcript is spliced from 15 exons. The coding region runs from base 451 to 1749 and encodes 432 amino acids. Lineage: Eukaryota; Metazoa; Chordata; Actinopteri; Gobiiformes; Gobiidae. The record is from RefSeq and is a predicted model, not a curated record. Gene Ontology annotation, molecular function: RNA polymerase II cis-regulatory region sequence-specific DNA binding; DNA-binding transcription factor activity, RNA polymerase II-specific. Gene Ontology annotation, cellular component: transcription regulator complex.